CUUCAACCGCCGCGGCCCACUCGUUGGUGCGUUUUCUGCUUCCUCGCCAGCGCCCCGGACUCGCGGCCCGACCCAGAAACCCGGCCUGCGGACGCCUCUCCUCUACCGCGGGGACGCGGUGGCCCGUGGAAGAAGAGAGGCCGCGGGCGAGUCGACAGCACGGCCUGGUUUUCGCGGCCGGAGGUCGCGGCUCCCGCUGGGGACCCAGCAUGUAGGUGUCCGGCGGAUGCUAUGAACCCCGAAACCAUGAGGAUCCACAGCCGCGGCCGUUUCCAGGGUGGACUCCAAGUCAAAAAUGAAAAGAACAGACUAUCUCUGAAUUCUCUGAAACCUGAGAGCAGACCAGAAAAAUCCAAAUACAAGCCAUUUUGGGGGAAAAUAUUUUACCUUGACUUACCUUCUGUCACUAUAUCCGAAAAACUUCAGAAGGACAUAAAGGAUCUGGGAGGGCGAGUUGAAGAAUUUCUCAGCAAAGAUAUCAGUUAUCUUAUUUCAAGUAAAAAGGAAGCAAAAUAUGCACAGACAUUGGGUCGAAUCUCUCCUGUACCAAGUCCAGAAUCUGCAUAUACUGCAGAAACUACUUCACCUCAUCCCAGCCAUGAUGGAAGUUCAUUUAAAUCUCCAGAUACAGUUUAUCUAAGCCGGGGAAAACUAUUAGUCGAAAAAGCUAUCAAGGAUCAUGAUUUUAUUCCUUCGAAUAGUAUAUUAUCAAAUGCCUUGUCGUGGGGUGUAAAAAUUCUUCAUAUUGAUGACAUUAGACACUACAUUGAACAAAGGAAGAAAGAACUGUGUUUGCUCAAGAAACCAAGUACUUCUGUAAGAGAUGUGGGGAAAAGAGUUGUUGUUGGAACACAAAAAACAAGAAGAGGAAGACUCAAGAAGCCUUUUAUAAAGGUAGAAGAUAUGGAUCAACUAUAUAGGCCAUUUUAUCUUCAAUUUACCAAUAUGCCUUUUAUAAACUAUUCUACUCAGAAGCCCUGCAGUCCAUUUGAUGUAGAUAAGGCAUCUAGCAUUCAAAAGCAAACUCAAGUUAAACUAAGAAUCCAAAUGGAUGGCCACAAAUAUGGUGGAUCCUCAGUUCAACUCCAGUUGAAAGAGAAGAAAAAAAAAGGAUAUUGUGAAUGUUGCUUACAGAAAUAUGAAGAUCUUGAAACUCAUCUUCAGAGUGAACAACACAGAAGCUUUUCACAGAGUAACCAAUAUGAAAUUGUUGACGAUAUUGUAUCUAAGUUAAAUUUUGAUUUUGUGGAAUAUGAAAGAGACAUACCUAAAAAGAAAAGAAUAAAAUACAGCUUUAGAUCCCUUUCUUCUGUUUCUACAAAUUUCCUGAAAAAGACUGAGCCAAAAGAAAAAUGUGAAUUGCAGUAUAUUUGCCAGAAAGAUGCCAGUGAAAAUAAUGGAAAGGUGAUGAAGCAGAAUAUUCUGUAUGCAGAAACCCAGGAACCUGAACAAAAGCUUGUGUUUAUUUCUGAAUCUGUCCCCUGCCUUUCAAAUGAAUUGAGAGGAUUUAGAGAGAAAAGAAUUAAUGAAUGUUCUGUGUUAAAUGCAACUGAAAAUAACAUAAAACAGAACUUUACACACCUACCUCCAUAUAAAAAUAAACAGGAGAUCAUUUUUAACACAUCUGAACAUAAAUUAAUUGUACAUGAGAAUGACUUAGAAGAUCAUUGUCCGAGUAGGCUACAUCCAUAUGUACAAGUUUCUCAUCCCAGUACAGAUAAUAGUAUGCUUCAACCAAAAGGAAAGUCAAAUACGCACCUUUUUCCAUCAAAAGAUCUGAAAGAAAAGGACCUUCAUAUAACAAACGGGCAUGGUUAUGAUCUUUCAACAAUGAACAUUUCACAAGAGCACCUAAGGAUAAAGACAAAGUCUCUAUGCUGUAGUCCUCUUGGGGAACCCAGUGAAUGUGGCAGCAACAGAACUGAUGAUUUGCCCUCUGGUAGAAUCCAUCAGAAAGUGAGAAUAUUAUUAGGACGAAAUAAAAAAGAAAAUCUGGAACCAAAUGCCGAAUUAGAUGAGAAAACUGAAUUUCUUAUUGCACAAGAAGCAAAAAGAAUUUGUACUUCACCAGUACAGUCUUUGUUGGACUUAUUUCAGACUAGUGGAGAGAAAUCAGAGUUUUGUGGGUUUACAAGUUACACUGAAAACAGUGGUAUAUGUGAAAUGUUAAAUAUUUGGGAAAAGGAAAGUUCAGAUACUUUGCUAUCAACAUUUUUCUCUUCCCCUUCAACUUCAUUUAUUGGCUUUUGA
Molecule: messenger RNA, 2250 nt
Organism: Dipodomys ordii (Ord's kangaroo rat)
Lineage: Eukaryota; Metazoa; Chordata; Mammalia; Rodentia; Heteromyidae
Gene: Dbf4
Product: DBF4 zinc finger
Exons: 12
Coding region: 232-2250 (672 amino acids)
Biological process (GO): positive regulation of nuclear cell cycle DNA replication; regulation of cell cycle phase transition
Cellular component (GO): nucleus; Dbf4-dependent protein kinase complex
Molecular function (GO): nucleic acid binding; protein serine/threonine kinase activator activity; zinc ion binding
Source: RefSeq, a predicted model, not a curated record